UCCCUAAUUUAAAGGUUAGAGAACAAGCGUCGAUCAACUGAGAAAAUCAUUUUCUAAAUUCUGUAAACAAGAACUAGAAAUUAGAAGCUGCUGUAUUGAUAUUAUCUUGGUUUUUACGUGAAUACGAGUCCUCAUAAAAUGGAGACUUCUAACAUAAUCAUUACUAAUAUUUUUAAGCCUUUCCAAGAUCAUAUCAAUUCUGAACAGGAUACUAGAGAGGAAAUCCGUAGCAUUAUGAAAGAUAUCGAAAAGCCACUUAGGGAAAUUAUAACUCAACUGCAAGUGAUCCAUCAUAAGGAAAAUUGUAAUGAAAUUGGAAUAGCUUGUUUAAAAUCUAGAGAAUUAUUUGAAGAAGUUCGAAGUGGUUUUGAUAAAUUAGAUAAAAUAAUUCCAGAAGGGCAGUAUUAUAGGUAUAAUGAUCAUUGGAGGUAUCCUACCCAACGUUUAUGCUAUCUGGCAGCUUUAGUUGUGUAUCUUGAAAAAGGUUUCUUGAUUGAAAAGGCUACUGCUGCUCAAAUCAUUGGAAUGGAUGGGAAGAAACAUCUUCAUUUAGACCUAGAAGACUAUCUUAUGGGAUUGUUAAAUUUAGCUACAGAACUAUCAAGAUUUGCUGUCAAUUCUGUCACUUAUGGUAACUACAGUCGACCAUUGGAGAUUUCCAAAUUUGUGGCUGAACUUAAUGCUGGUUUUCGUUUAUUAAAUUUAAAAAAUGAUUCUUUACGAAAACGAUUUGAUGCUCUGAAAUACGAUGUUAAAAAAAUAGAAGAAGUAGUAUACGAUCUCUCGAUUAGAGGUCUACUUCCAGGUGGUGAUCCAGUUUCUACAGAAUCAACCUGAUCUUCAAGCAAUUAGAUAAGAAUAAUAUUGAUUUUAUUGUAAAUUUAUGAUGAAAUAAUUUUUUUACUAAAAAAUUUUAAUAACAUCUUCUCAAUAGAA
Messenger RNA from Harmonia axyridis, 936 nucleotides. RefSeq names its product translin. The record is from RefSeq and is a predicted model, not a curated record. Gene Ontology annotation, molecular function: sequence-specific DNA binding; RNA binding; single-stranded DNA binding. NCBI's taxonomy places the organism in Eukaryota, Metazoa, Arthropoda, Insecta, Coleoptera, Coccinellidae. The coding region runs from base 139 to 837 and encodes 232 amino acids. Gene Ontology annotation, biological process: RNA metabolic process. The transcript has 4 exons. Gene Ontology annotation, cellular component: nucleus; cytoplasm.